AUGGGCACCUCACUGUCUAGGAGUUUCUCGCGCUUCUGGAAUCGCAACGAGCGGCGGCUGCUUCUCGUGGGGCUGGAUGGCGCUGGCAAGACGACGAUCCUGUACCACCUGCGCUUGGGCAAGGCCAUCGCCAGUAUUCCGACGGUCGGCUUCAACGUGGAGACCAUCAAGUAUGAAGGCUACAAACUCAACAUUUGGGACGUCGGGGGACAAGACACAUUGCGGCCAUACUGGAGGCAUCACUUCACCGGAACGCAGGGAAUCAUUUUCGUUCUCGAUAGCGCGGACGAGCAGCGGCUAGAGCUGGCAAAGGCCGAGCUCAACGGCAUGCUCGUAGAUACUCAGCUCCAGGACGCGUGUCUGCUAAUCAUCCUCAACAAGCGCGAUCUGCCCGACGCUCGCGAUGUCCAAGUGCUGACUGACGCACUGGAAUUCCAGGAAAGCUGCGCCCAGAGUAAGCGCCGCGUCAAGGUUCAACCCGCAGUGGCCACGACAGGCGAGGGCUUAAACGACGGCAUGACGUGGCUCUGCGAGAAUAUGACUGCGCUGUGA
Molecule: messenger RNA, 552 nt
Organism: Phytophthora sojae
Lineage: Eukaryota; Oomycota; Peronosporomycetes; Peronosporales; Peronosporaceae
Exons: 3
Coding region: 1-552 (183 amino acids)
Biological process (GO): intracellular protein transport; vesicle-mediated transport
Cellular component (GO): cytoplasm
Molecular function (GO): GTP binding; GTPase activity
Source: RefSeq, a predicted model, not a curated record